Messenger RNA from Corticium candelabrum, 1599 nucleotides. RefSeq lists its product as uncharacterized. The transcript has a single exon. The record is from RefSeq and is a predicted model, not a curated record. Bases 870 to 1463 code for a protein of 197 amino acids. NCBI's taxonomy places the organism in Eukaryota, Metazoa, Porifera, Homoscleromorpha, Homosclerophorida, Plakinidae.
UUGUCUGCAUAGAAUGACUCUGUUAGGUAGUCACUAUUGUAGGUGGUGGAUGUCAGGCAUACAGUUAAUGAGGUUUGCAGACAGACACAGAGACAGACAGAUAGAUAAAUAGACAGACACAUAGACAGACAGACAGACAUAUAGACAGAUAGACAGACAGACACAUAGACAGACAGACAGACACAUGGACAGACAGACAGACAGACAGACACAUAGACAGACAGACAGAUACAUAGACAGACAGACAGACACAUAGACAGACAGACAGACACAUAGACAGACAGACAGACACAUAGACAGACAGACAGACAGACAGACAGACACAUAGACAGACAGACAGACAGACAGACACAUAGACAGACAGACACAUAGACAGACAGACAGACAGACACAGACAGACAGACACAUAGACAGACAGACAGAUAGACAGACAGACAGACAGACAGACCCCGGAUGAAGCAUGGCUUGUCGAUGAAGCAUGGCUUGUCGCUGAAGCUUGAGUAGUAAUUCCAUUACCACCCCUGGUCAGUUUUAAGCUUGUCGUUAACGCUGUCUUGUCCCUUCGUUCGAUGUCGGGCACUCUACAGCGAGUUCUCUGCCACAUCCGGCAAAAUCAUGGAGAUCAAGAGCUCUGCGAGCAAUUCGUCAGGCAGUGGAAUCUUCAGCAAUGUCAUUCGUGUCAAAAGUGGUAUUCUAAGCUUGGCCAACACACAUCGAAAUGUAAGACAGUGAUGGACUCCAUCCCAAAAGUCAAUUGAGAAUCCAUUGUCUCAGGCCAAGGCGCCAUUGUUGUCUAACUUGUCACCUACGGUGGGGAAUGUUGCAGUUCCAAUCAUAGCAGAGGCGCUUUCUAGUCGGGAUCCAGCAGGAUGUUGGUGGAGGACAUACUUGGCAUGCCCCCUGUUAGGUCAGUGCAAUCCAUCCGCAGUGGAGUUAAAGCAAUGUUUCAAAGCUGUUGUGUGAUUCCUCUGAAGAGAAUCAGGGUAAAUGCUUAUGAUGAAACUGCGUGGAAGUUGCUGUUUCUCAUUCCCCGGAUGGUAGUCUCCCCUCUGGCAAGAGGAGGCAAGAAGAAAGGUGGUAACAUUAAAGAAACUUACAGGAGAUUCUUUGCUUACCAGUGGGAGGAGUUACUAUGUAACAUUGAUUUUCCAGCAGGUCAUCAGGAACGUCAACCCUCAAAGGAACCAACUAGUAAGGGGGUUGAAAAAGCAGCACUACAGUUGGUCAAAUGUGGAGAAAUAGCUAGAACUGCAAAGGUGUUGAUGAGUUCUGGUCUUGCACCAGCAUCAGAAGAAACAGCAAGAAAGCUAGCAGCCAAGCAUCCUGCAAGAAGUGUUAGUGCUGAGAUUGAUCAUGAGGUGAGCUCGAACACAACGACAGAGGCCAUUAAUCUUGAUGAAGUCAAUUUGUUUAACGUGGUCAAACGACUUCCUAGAGGUUCUAGUGCUGGGCCUUCUGGAUGAGGUAUGAGCACAUCCAGGCUCUUUCAAACAGCCUCAUUACUUCUGAUCAUUUGCAUGCUGUGUGUGCAGCUAUAGCAUCAGGAUCUCUGCCAAUAUCGAUCCGGCCACUUCUCUCAUCAUCUAGAUUAAUUGCUCU